AUGGCGCCAAAGAGGGCUCCGAAGGAACCGGUGGACGUGUUAGCACGGAAAGGCUACUACGAUGAGAUGACCAACACCUUUGAAGAAAUCAACGAAAAACGAGACAUCAUCGAAAAGGAGAUACGUGCUUUACUGGAAGAAAGGGACGACUUGGUGAAGACCAUUGCCGAGCUUCAAAGUCAGCUGGAUGCAGUCAACCUUUCCAACAAGGCAAGUCUGAAGGCCCAGCGCAAGACAGAGCGCGUGCUGCGGCAGCUGGAGGCGGGUGGUGCGGUGGCCCGGGCCGCCUUGCGAAAGCUGCUGCUUAGCCGGAUGACUCUGGAAGAGCGCGUGGCAAAGGUCCGCGAGGACUUCAGGCUGAGUUGCAACUGGCCAUCUUCACCGGUGUCCAGUCAAAAACUGAAAAGAACGGAUUUGACAAUGAAACGACAGCUGACCAAUGAUGGGGGUGAAAUCACCAUUCCCAUGCGAUCCUAUGUGGCUGGUGGCCUCGAGCAACCUCCUGUGAUAGUCUUCUUCCACGGUGAAAGCUACGUGGCGGGAGAUUUGGACACCCACGACUGGAUUUGCUCAGCGCUGGCUCAGCUCUCGAGUGCGAUGGUGCUAUCGGUGGCUUAUCGGCAACCUCCCGAGGUUCGCUACCCUGGACCAUUGGAGGAUGCCUAUGGAGCCUUGUGCUGGGUUGCAGAAGGCAACCUUGGCUGGACUCCCACUCUGGGUGUCGCUGGCGAUGCCUCUGGUGGUGGCUUGGCCAUGGCCUGUACUCUGCGCGCAAGGAAGGAAGCCGCAGCAGGAGCGCCGGACAUCCGAGUCCAGGUGCUGUUCUAUCCAUGGGUGGACGUCAGGCCGACGAGCCAAUCCAUGCAGAGCUGCCAAGAAGACAAUGACCUUCACAUACUGAUGCAGGAGGACUUGGCCUUUGCCAGUGAGGUGUAUGGGCCACCGCGGCAAGCAACAGGUGAAGAAGAUGAUGAUGAUGACGAACCAAAGGUCGAGGAUUGGAUGAAGGUUGAGGAGGUGUCACCUCUGCUUGCAAACUCCUUGCAAGACCUGCCGCGCACGUUCUUGGCCUAUGCAGCUGAUGACUUGUUGGCACCCGACUGCCGAAGUCUAGCCAUACACCUCAGAAAAGAGGCCGGAACAGAGGCCGUGCAUGAACUGGAGCUUCCUGGUCCUUUGGGCCCUGGCUUCGCCAAGGACCCCACGCGGGCUGCCAGCUAUGCCGCCCUGGCGGCUGCAGGUGUUUCAACCCGCUUGCUGAAGUCGUACAGCGAGAAUAGCGAGCUCUCCUGGCUUUUUCGAUGGAAUGCUGAAGCGCUUCCGUGCGACCAGAAGCUUGCACAAGGGUUUGAAGUAAGGCUGCCAGAUGAUCAUCCAGCAGCCAAAGACAUUGGCAACAGGUGGCAGUGCAGGAGUUCGCCCUUUCAGUUGGAAUUACCCCGCGGUCACUGCUAUUUGCUUCAGCUAAGAGCUGUUUUGAUGGAAGGUGCUCAGGUGGUAUGGGCUUCCGAAUUUAGUGCUCCUGCACGUGUGGACUUGCGGCAAAAUGCAGGGUCCAAGCAUCGUGCGGAGGCUGCAGGGAAGCCCAGGUUCCAGGACUUCUUGGUUGCCAAGCCUUCAGAGAGACGGGUGGAUCCAUACAGGAGCUCUCCAAGGACGAGCCCGAGAGUGCCACUGGGAGCACCGAAGCUAGGAGCCCUGCCUGUCGCCUCGUCUCCUUCCACGAGUGCUGGUGAUGGAGCGCUCUCCGAAGACACCUCACCAUUGCGUAGCGUUGUGCGGCGAAGCAUUUUGGAGCUCCUCUUUGAGCAAGCUGUCAGGAAGGCCUUCUUUGAUUUCUUGCCAAUGGUAAUGGUGGCUCGCAUGCGCAGUGCCAGCCCGGCUGUCAAAGCACAAGCAGCGGCAUACCUUCAUGCACGAGUCAACACAGGUUCGAGUGAAGAGUUUGACCUGGAAGGUGAAGAGCCAGUUGCAGAGGUACCCCCUGCAGAGGAAGCGACUCAGGCGCCACAGAUAGCCCUUCAGGAGGUGACGCUUGUGCACGAGGAUCAACUGGCUCACAUUUCAGGCUCUUUAAUUUGCCCGCCGUUGUUGAGAACUCCCCGUGGCACCUUUCGCAGCGAAGUAGCGCCGUUGAGAGAAGCUGAAAGAGACCUCGGACGGCUCAUGGCCAACUCAGGUUUCAGGAUUUUCCUCACAUCCAGCGCGGCAUCCGUGCUGCCUGUGCGCCUUCAAGCCAGACCUGGCAUUCCGAUCCUGCACGAUUUACAUCUUCUGCUGGAACAACAGCUGUCCAUGGCACUGGACACUAGCUUCUCCGAGCGAGUGGCCACAGCCAUGUCCGCAGGCAUUGGUGUGGACUUCGCAGUGCAGGUGGGGUUGAUUCCGCAGUUUCAUCAGCCAAUGUUUAUCCUGCUCUUGCUGGGCUCUGGAGGCCAGCCUCAGCAAGUGCGUAUGGUGGUCAAUGGGUUCGUGGCCGCCAAGUCAAAGCAUGUGCAAGGCGACCGGCCAGACCAGAAGUUCACUCCUUGGAUUGCGUCAUUGGCUUCUCCAGAUUUGAUGCAACCGCAGCUGAGGACAGAUGGUCCGUGCCAGUGGGAAUACUCCGUGCGGCACGCCAAUGGCAGUGAAACCACAGGCUCAGCACUGGAGUGUGACGUGCUGUUGUUACAAGACAUUGCAGCUUCUGGUCGUUGGACUGGCUUGCCGCAACUCUGA
Molecule: messenger RNA, 2718 nt
Organism: Cladocopium goreaui
Lineage: Eukaryota; Dinophyceae; Suessiales; Symbiodiniaceae
Source: the annotation of a GenBank genome assembly